AUGGGUAUUCAAGGCCUCUUGCCCAUCAUAAAACCAGUCUGCUUCCGCAGACACAUAUCCGACUUUGCUCAGAAGCGGGUCGGCGUAGAUGGCUACAGCUGGUUGCACAAGAGUCUCGCUGGCUGUUGUAUAGCGUUGGACCGGAGUAAUGGCACGACAGCUCCACGCGUAGAGCGUACAGAACGUUUUGUUGAAAAUUUUCUGGGUCGCGUGCGUAUGCUGCAACACUACGGCGUCUCGCCUUUGAUUGUUUUCGACGGGGGAAGAAUACCUGCUAAAAGUGAGACGGAAAAACGUCGAGCAACGCUCAGAGCAAAGAAUCUGGAGCUUGCUACGCAAGCGCUGGCUCGUGGUGAAAUAGAACUCGCUCAGAGCUUUUUGCAACGCUCUAUCGACGUGACCCCUGAAAUGGCUUACGAAGUUAUUAAAGCUCUUCGGAAAGAAAAUUUUGAUUUUCUCGUCGCGCCGUAUGAAGCAGACGCUCAGCUGGCGAUGCUUUCUAGAGAAAAUCUCAUCGACCUCGUUAUCACUGAAGACUCAGAUUUAAUCGUCUAUGGCGCAAGGAGUAUUCUGUUCAAGCUAGAUCGCUAUGGCUACGGUGACCAUGUCGAGCAGAGAAGCCUCGGAGCAGUCACAAAUCCGAGUUUACUGACGUUCAAUCCCGAUAUGCUUCUCUAUAUGUGUGUCCUCGCAGGAUGUGAUUUCUUCGCUGGAAUUCCCAGGACAGGAAUCCGCAGGGCCCAUGCCCUUGUCCAAAAGUAUCGCAAACUAGACAACAUUUUGCUCGCUGUGCGAAGCAAGAGACUGUCCGAGGAUUAUGAAGCGUUCGAGCGAGGCUUUCGAAAAGCAAUCACUGCUUUCCGUUACCAUCGCGUAUUCGACCCCAGAACUCGUCAGGUAGUGCAUCUGAAUUCGCUACCAUCAGCGAUGCAAAGCGAUGAACUAGACGGUAUUCUUGGGCCGGCUAUAGAGGCUGGAAUUGCAACCAGGAUCGCCGCAGCCGACCUAUGCCCCAUCCAGAAAAUGCCAUUCGACAAAGGUGUCCCAGUUGAGGACGUUCAAAAUUCGAUUAUCGAGCAUCUGCCUACCAGCAGACGGGCGCUUUCGCGUGCAGGCGGGCGCGUAUUCUGGGAGCAAGUUCAAGUUGAACUGAUGCAAGCCUCGGCCCGAAACCGGCCGCACCAAUCGCCGACUCAGGUGCCGCUGCCAAAGAAAAGAGCCGCGAUUGGGGUAGGCUCACGACCAGUCUCGAUUGCGGUCUCCGCCGAAGAGCGCACGACCUCGAUUCCUGAGCUAGACGUGCAGCCGGGUCCAAGCACAGCAUUUCAUGAAUUAAGCGUGGGUGAAGUCGUGACUUUUACCCAGAGUCAGGUUAGUGAACGCUCAGUUCAUAGAGGACAAGGCCCCGCGCUCUCUGAAGACCAGCCGCUCUGCUCUCUAUGUUCUUCCCUGAACUCUCAACCAGCAACUGCUACACACAUAUUGAAAGAGCCUGGCACUUCUCCUUCCAACGAAUCACGCAUCCGUUUCCCUCAAGAAACUUCGGGAAGCUCGCCUCUCGUGGAGUGUACCCCUGAAGCUUCGUGUGCCAGCGCAUACAGUCCUUCCGUGGCAUCCACGACGUCUCCGUGGCGGACAAACUCACCCGUUGUAUGGCACGAAACCCAUGACUAG
Molecule: messenger RNA, 1674 nt
Organism: Cyanidioschyzon merolae strain 10D
Lineage: Eukaryota; Rhodophyta; Bangiophyceae; Cyanidiales; Cyanidiaceae
Product: exonuclease I
Exons: 1
Coding region: 1-1674 (557 amino acids)
Molecular function (GO): metal ion binding; 5'-flap endonuclease activity
Source: RefSeq, a predicted model, not a curated record